AUUUUGGCAUUACCUCGGUUUACAAACAUUCCUUUAAUAAGCCAUUGAGGGGAACUACAAUGCUAGCUACCUAGCUACAGUCUCUGAUACAUUGCUACUCAGAAGGCUAAUCUUGUUGCUUGGUUUCCUAAGAUAGUUAAUAUAGCUCACUAGCUAGGCUACAUUACUGUUGUUGUUAGCCCUACUAGCUAGCUAGCCUUCCAUGAGAAUGCCAGUGCAGUUGAGUACCAGCAGACAUCAGUGAUGCAGAUAUCAUUACCCGGACGCUUAUUCGAUUCUUAUAUUUGUUGUGAAAAAGUAUCUAUUUAUAACGGCGAUUACGCAACUAGACAGCUAACCGUAACGAAUCUUUACUCAAACUGAGACAUGUUGUGCUAGUAAUGUUAGCAGCUAGCUGGUUAUUUGUCGCGGGUUAUUGCUUUGAUCCCUGGCGUAUCCUUAGGUCGGCUUUGGCUUUGUGUUCUGUUUUGGAUGGUUGCUUUUUGUCUUUGCCUAUUUUAGAUAUAUUCGUUGGUCUAAUAAGUACUUAACUAAGAUUUUCUUUGAUAACCGUUAGCUCUCGUGUGUUAUUACUGGCUCUUCUGUUGCGUCCCGGGAAAAUAACGUUGCUGUCAUUUUCUUUGCGAGAGGAGAGGGAGGGACUGGUCGCCUGAAUUUGGACGCCAUCCUCUUGGCGCAAAAAGGCGCACUUCUUUUGAAAGAGAAAAAUACCUAACUGAGGAACCGUAUCCCAAGACACUAAUGCAGACCUAAGAGGGAAGUGAAAGUACUGCAGGAUCAUGAGAAAACCUGUGCCUCCGAAAGCUAUUGAGUGGAAAGAUGGCAGGCGAAUCAAACAUGCCCGGAGUGGAAGGCCGUCACGCGUUCCUUCACAGUAUCAAGGGCACUUUAGUUGGGAGAAGUAUUUGAAAGAAACAGGUGCCAUAGCUGCCCCUGCCCACUGUUUCAAACAGAGCACUACACCUCCAGUGAAUGAGUUCAAGGCAGGGAUGAAGCUGGAGGCCCAGGACCCCAGGAAUACCACGUCCACCUGCAUCGCCACCGUAGUGGGGCUGACUGGCUCACGCCUACGCCUGCGUCUCGACGGCAGUGACAACAAGAACGACUUCUGGCGCUUGGUUGACUCGUCUGAGAUCCAGCCCAUUGGCAACUGUGAGAAGAAUGGGGGCAUGUUGCAGCCACCUCUGGGGUUCCGCCUGAAUGCAUCAUCCUGGCCCAUGUUCUUACUAAAAACGCUUAAUGGUGCUGAGAUGGCCCCAGCACGCAUCUUUCACAAGCAGGAGCCUCCCUCACCGGAGCAGAACUGUUUCCAGGUGGGGAUGAAGCUGGAGGCAGUGGACAGGAAGAACCCGCACUUCAUCUGCCCUGCCACAGUGGGGGCCCUGCGGGGUGUGGAGGUGCUGGUCACCUUCGACGGCUGGAGGGGCGCUUUUGACUACUACUGCCGCUACGACUCCAGAGACAUCUUCCCUGUCGGCUGGUGUGCGCUCACUGGAGACAACCUGCAGCCCCCCGGCACCAAAGUGGGGUUACUGAAGCCACCGCUGGGUACCCUAGGUACCCUGCCAGACGGCAGUGUGGAGGGCACAGGCAUGCACCCUACGUCCGGCAGGCCUCCAGCCCAGAAGGGACGCAAGCCAGGCCGCAAAAGAAGAAAGUUGGCCAUUCCCUGGAGCCAGAAGGGCACCACAGCCAUCAUGGAGCCCCACGUAGAGCAGCCUGGAAAAGGACUAGAACCUGUAAAAAUCCCUAAGAAGAGAGGCCCUAAGCCUGGGAGCAAGCUCGGCUGGGCUAAACGUGCUGCUUGGCUGGAAGGAGCAAUGGCAGGUCCUGGCAGACCCCGAGGUCGACUGCCUGCCAACUGGGCUCAGAGCCAAACGGAACCCAUCAAGAUCCCAAAGAAGAGAGGCCCUAAACCUGGCAGCAAGAGGAAACCGCGUGUGAUGCCUGACCCUGUGCCCACCUCCCCCACCAGCAGCACUCCAGAGCCAGACACCAGCUCCGUGCCACUGGACAAUGCCACUAUCCCCAGCGCUGCCUUGCAGGCUCCCACAGUGUGUGUGUACCUCAACAAGCACGGGAAGGUGGGUCCUCACCUGGACUCACGGCGGGUGCAGGCUUUGCCGGACCACUUUGGGCCGGGGCGGGCCUCUUCAGUGCUGCAGCAGUGUGUGCAGGCCUGCGUGGACUCUGCCCACAACCAGAGCACCGUCUUCUCCUGCCUCAAACCAGGCCAUGGUGGAGAGAUCAUCUCAGCGCACUUUGAGCAGAAGCAGCACACCCUGACCCUUCCAGCAGUGAACAGCGUAACAUACGUGCUGCGCUUCCUAGAGAAGCUCUGUCACAACUUGCACUGUGACCCGCUUUUCGGCAGCCAGCCUGUGUCUCAGGGAGGGGUGCACUAUGAAAGCCAUGCGCAUGCAGAGAGGAGGAGCUUCGCAGAGUGCCCUAGUUCAGGACCAGGGCGAGGCACUAAGAGAUUCAUCCAGGACUCCUGCAGCAACAGCCCAUUGCCCCACAAAAUGGCCAGAAGCCAUCGCCUCUCCUCUGAAGCAGAGCCAUUUCUGUUGGAGAAUGGAGGCACAGAGCACUUGGAGAAAACCCCCCUGUCACCUAGUAAGAGUCUGGGUCUGCACCCUCAUACACAGGGCUGCCGCUCACCUGGCCAGCUGCAUCGCUUAGGCUCUGCAGGUUCAGAGCGCUUCCUGAACACCAGGGACAGUCCCCGGCCAAGUGGCCACGACCCAAACCUGUGGACAGUGGAGGACGUCAUGCAGUUUAUCAGAGAUGUGGACCCUCAGCUGGGCCCACACGCAGACCUCUUCAGGAAGCAUGAAAUUGAUGGGAAGGCUCUCCUCUUGCUGCGCAGCGACAUGAUGAUGAAAUACAUGGGCCUGAAACUUGGCCCCGCCCUCAAGCUCACCUUUCACAUCGACAGACUUAAGCAGGGGCGCUGAUCCACCUUGCACAUCGACAGACUCAAGCAGGGGGCGCUGAUCUUGAAAGGCAGAGCUGUCUUCUGACACCCCCUUUUACUCCUACCAAGCACCCCUUCCAAGAGAAGGCUUAUGCCUACUAAAGCAUACUGUAGCAGUGGCCUUCACUGGCCAUUUCUCAACAUGUGUCGCUUCAUCUGAUGUGACCUGUUCAUUUCUCUUUGUCCUCAUCCUUUGUGGUACUCAUUACACAGUGUAGCACAGACUGCCCAGGUUCCAUGAUCAGGACUGUUGAUUCACACACAAUUCUCUCCAAGGUGUUUAUAUACAUCUGGAAUGUAUUGUGUGUUCUUGUCUCUGCCUUAGGUUGCAGGUUCAGGAGACAUGUGGACUAUAUCCAGGUCAUUUCUAGGCCUUGGCUUUUAAGACAUCUUUAUUUUUUCCCCAUGCAUUUUAUAGCCCCAAUCAAUAAGGGCUUGGACAUGUUUUUGUAAACUUCAGGUAAACACUAGAUCUCUCCUUUGGGAUUGGUUCUGAUUGAUGUCUCCUUCAGAGACAUUUUGUUGUACCUAAUACUGUACUUUAUACAUAACACCUAACCUGCAGUUAUUUCCAUGAUAAAGUUUGUGUUUUGUAUUGUUUUAAUGUUUACUCUGUGUGUGUUAUUUGUACUUUUUUAUUUUAUUUUUACACAAUAUUGUUAAAGAGUUCAUACAUUCUGAGCGUUAUACUCAGUAAGGCUCAAAUAAAAUAAAUCUUCUGUAGACUUUC
Messenger RNA from Electrophorus electricus (electric eel), 3707 nucleotides. NCBI's taxonomy places the organism in Eukaryota, Metazoa, Chordata, Actinopteri, Gymnotiformes, Gymnotidae. The record is from RefSeq and is a predicted model, not a curated record.